Molecule: messenger RNA, 1423 nt
Organism: Strongylocentrotus purpuratus (purple sea urchin)
Lineage: Eukaryota; Metazoa; Echinodermata; Echinoidea; Camarodonta; Strongylocentrotidae
Product: fibronectin-like
Exons: 5
Coding region: 2-1423 (473 amino acids)
Molecular function (GO): protein binding
Source: RefSeq, a predicted model, not a curated record
GAUGUUACCUUCAACCAGGGUACGUGCUUCAACCACACAAAUUGAAGUGAGCUGGGCACUGUCAUCAAGUCUAUGCUCCCCUGAAUACUAUAUCAUACGCUACAGUCUAUAUCAGAAGCUUGCCUGCUCUUCACCAGAAACCAACCAAACAGAGUUUGAAGUUAAUACCACCUCUACACAACAUAUUAAUCUAGCGGGGUUUGAGCCUAACUCGCGAUACAAUAUCUCAGUUACAGCUGUAAAUGGUGCCGGGCAGAGUGAACCCACGAUCGGCUAUUCAGAUACCAGCCAGGGACCACCGUCCAACAUUACAAAUGUCAGGGUUAAUCCAGAAAGGACGUCUCCAACACGAUUAGGAUUCACCUGGCAACCUCUCAACUGUAGUAAUGUGAAUGGAGUGUUCUGGUACUACUUUGCUAGAAUCUACAAGGAUGGUGAUAGAAAGAAACUACCGGCUAAGAAGACAUACUUGGAUAACAUUUCAGACUCAUCAAUAGAGUUCAAUGGUCUUGAGGCUUGCACGAUGUAUGAACUGAAUAUCAAUGCCGUCAACAGUGUUGUGUUGACUCCUGGAAAUGUGUCUCAUGCUAUCGGUGUGACGGGAGUUACUUUGUUGAAUAAAGUCACAAGUGCAUCCGCUUAUGCAACUGAGGAUCAACCCAGUCUGACAGUUCAGUGGAGUGUUCCGUCUCAAUGCAAUGUGGAUUACUACAGGGUAUCAUAUCAGCUCAUCUCACGUAAGGCAUGUCAAGAUGUCCCUGUAAUAGAUGCUCCAGUCUACGAACUCAACGUCACAUCAGAUUUCACAGAUGUCUCCAAAUAUCUUUCAAACUUGGAAUAUUAUGCCACUUAUAACAUCUCCAUCAUAGCUGUGAUAAUGAGAGAGGAGAGCCUACCUAUGAAUGUUAACGGAGACACACGAGAUGGAGACCCCUCUGCUAUCGAGUCAGUGUCGUACACCUCUACUGCCCACUCCUUGCGCUUUGUGUGGGUGGAACCCUCUUGUGAAAGCCUACACGGUGUUUUUGAUCGCUACGAAUACGAUCUCUAUGAUCCUACUAAUGGGGGUAGAUAUGUCCAGAAGAAACUAUCUCCUGGGAUGCCAGAUAUUACAGAGCUUACCCCGCAUCAGGAAGACAGUGGCACUACUGGCUUGAUAGUAUCAUGGCAACCUCCUUCCUCACCUCCAUGCCAGCCUACGCAUUAUGAAAUCAAGUACUAUGUGCUUCAAGGCGAUAUGUGUGAGGAUAACUCGAUGGAUCGUAUAAUGACUUCAGCGGGGACCGUCAAUGGUUCAACUUUCACCUUCAAUAUCCUUGAGUUGCGUCCCAACUCUGAGUACAGGGUGUUCGUGAGAGGCAGAACCAGUAGCGGUUAUGGCGAUUCGGAUUCCAGAGCAGCUACUACAGGAUAUUCAUGUUAG